UUGACUCAUUUGAACACUUGUUGUGCUUGCUGACUGUUGCUAUAACAACAAAAACAAAGCAAAUCAAAUCAAAAGAUAGCAAACUUGACAUUUGCUUAAAAAUAUACAAACAAAAGCAUGAAGCAAAAGUAUAUUUUGUUUACAAACAACAGCAACGUGUCAAACAAAUGUGAAAUUUUCAUUUCAAUCGCAUAAAAGUCACAGAAAACACGGAAUUUUUUUUACGCUACGAAAAUUUCAAAUUUCAGAAAUAUGUGUCGAGAUACUUCUAACGCUUAAAUUGUAGUAAAAAAUUCAUAAAUAAUUUGAUAUUUCAUCAAUGAGUCACAAAGUUUUGCAACGCCAACCGACCAGCGACAAACAACGACAGAUAUUCGUGAAUAGCGGCGCGUGUGUGUGGUGAAGUUCGCAUUACGAAGCUGAAAAUCGAUUUGAGUGUGAAAUAGAGAAUUAAAAAUUAUAUGACAGUGAGCGGUAUACUUGUAUAUACAACUGAUAUACAACUGAAGAAACGAAAAUCUACAUAAGAGCAACGUAACGACAAAUAUUUUUGUAGAAUCUCAGAAGCAAUAAAAAAUGGCCGUUUUCAAAUUCGACAUACGCAGCCUAUUUCCACAGCCCAUUGUGAAGGUCGACUCCAGCCUGUUGCCGCACACGUUUCACGGCAAUCGGCGGCAAGCGCUCGAGGCCACCGCCAAAAUGUCAGCCAUUAUCGAUCAUUUGGGCCAGCUGUCGGCCAUCGCGCAGAAACUGAACAUACCGAUUACAACGGCGCAGAAAUUACGUAAGUCGGACAAUCAAAUUGUCUACCUGAUGGCCGAUUUGGCUGAACUUAAUAGUGGGCGUGGCGAUGAAGUUGUCGGCUUGCUUAAGAUCGGCAUGAAAGAUUUGUAUCUCUUCGAUGAGCUCGGUCAAUCGCGUAAGGUGGACAAUGCGCCCUGCAUACUGGAUUUCUAUGUGCACGAUAAGCGUCAACGCAGCGGCUUGGGUAAGAAACUUUUCCAAACCAUGUUAAGCGAAGAGAAAUGGGAGCCGGUCAAGUGUUCGGUGGAUCGUCCGUCGGAGAAACUUUUGGGUUUCUUAAAGAAACACUACGGUCUGGAGCACGUCAUACCGCAAGCCAAUCAUUUUGUGCUCUACGACGGUUUCUUCGAGCAUGACAAAGCCAAUGGGCAGCCGCGUGAAAUGACGCGCUCGCGUAGAAUGCUUAUGGCCAAUAGAUAUCUAUAGAGUUUCGACUUCAAACUAACCUCAACUAACCGUACUUUAACAAUUUAUACAAAAUAUAUUAUAUAUUUUAUUGACGUUUAUAUUUUUAUUCAAUGGUCUUAAUAUAGCACAUAUAGCGUUUCUAUAUCAUAUACGUAAACAGAAAAAUAUAUAUUUUGUUACUCAAGAUUUUUGCUGAUAUUACUAUAACAUAUUGACUGCUUAAAAUAUUAUAAAAAAAAAAUUAUAAAUAAAAGAAAAAUAAUGAUAAAUCGCACUUUGUAAUUUGUAAUUGAAACCCCUUAUAUUUAUAUAUAUAUUGUAUGUG
This is a messenger RNA of Bactrocera neohumeralis, 1537 nucleotides long. RefSeq names its product alpha-tubulin N-acetyltransferase 1-like. Bases 577 to 1230 code for a protein of 217 amino acids. The transcript has a single exon. Gene Ontology annotation, molecular function: tubulin N-acetyltransferase activity. The record is from RefSeq and is a predicted model, not a curated record. Gene Ontology annotation, cellular component: microtubule. Gene Ontology annotation, biological process: alpha-tubulin acetylation. Lineage: Eukaryota; Metazoa; Arthropoda; Insecta; Diptera; Tephritidae.